AUGAAAUUCAUUGUUGUACUAGCAGUAGCGAUUUCAGCAGCGCAGGGAUUCGAACCCAAAUGUCGCAAUUCAUUUGAUGCCGUUUUGUCCCCUGACUGUCGCACGUUGUACCAGUGUAUUUGGGGAAGACCCAUGGAAAUGCCACCAUGUCUGUCCGGUCUGGUGUUCAGCCGGACGUACCGGGUCUGCGUACCUGAAAAAAGCAAAUAUGACGACUGCAAGGGAACUCAUACAGUCGAAACCGGCAAAGAUGACGCUUGUGAAAACAAGCCGUGUAAGAAUGGCGCUACGUGUACUGGACUUGGGGACGACAAGGGUUUCUUCUGUACCUGUCCACCAACUCACACGGGGGCUACAUGUGAGACAGCCAUCCAAAGUUUGCCCAUAACACAGCUUUGUUCUGCUGACCCUUCUAUGCUGAUCCCCCACCCCACGGAAUGCCAGCUUUACUACAACUGCAGCCACACCUAUCAUACUGUCCCACGCUAUUUUGAGCAGCACCUCCUCGAAUGUCCCUACCCACAGUUCUUCUCCACUCAGACACAUUCCUGCCAGGUGUUUGAUGACGUCACUUGUGGGAUACGCACAGAACACAAAUCCGCAUGUGAAUAUAUCUCUAACAAAUGUCCGAUUGCCCACUGCUAUCCGUGUGACCUUGCCUAUCCAAGUUGUCAGGGUCUUCCCGAUGGGAUUCAUCCUCACGCUUCCAAAGUCGGAUCACCCGAAUUUAUGGUAUGCCGAUCAGAACGUACAAUGGAAACUGGCACGUGUCCAAUGGACAAAAAGACAGCACAACAGACUUUUGUCAAGAACGGUCAAUGUAGCAUCUAACAUGUUAGAUUGGCGACACUCUUCCCGACCUUCAACAAGGUCGAUGAAACUUCAGAUCAUGGGUAUCUGCCAGGAGAACUAUGGUCAAUUCUUAUCGUGUUUUCAUGAGAUUUUCCGUUUUAGUUUUAAUAUCGCGCUGUGGUUACUAUCUAUGA
This is a messenger RNA of Ylistrum balloti, 986 nucleotides long. Its product is annotated as neurogenic locus notch homolog protein 1-like. Bases 1 to 831 code for a protein of 276 amino acids. Gene Ontology annotation, cellular component: extracellular region. Gene Ontology annotation, molecular function: chitin binding. The transcript has 4 exons. The record is from RefSeq and is a predicted model, not a curated record. NCBI's taxonomy places the organism in Eukaryota, Metazoa, Mollusca, Bivalvia, Pectinida, Pectinidae.